This is a messenger RNA of Fraxinus pennsylvanica, 657 nucleotides long. Lineage: Eukaryota; Viridiplantae; Streptophyta; Magnoliopsida; Lamiales; Oleaceae. The record is from the annotation of a GenBank genome assembly.
AUGGCUUACAACAAAUUGACUUGGAAUGCUCCUAGCUCCCCAUCCGGCCUUGUGUCGGCAGCGGUGGCUCAUGUUUUUGCCUUGUUUAUGGUUGUUUCAGUCAGUGCUAACGUCUCUGGCGGCCAUGUCAACCCUGCCGUCACUUUGUUUUGUUUCUUGGUGGAAACAUCUCUCUCUUCCGAGGUAUCCUUUACAUCAUCGCUCAGCUGCUGGGCUCUGUUGUUGCUUGUCUUUUCCUCUUGUUCUCAACUGGUGGACUGUACCCUCAUUUUUGUGUUUGCUGGCGAGGGUUCCAGCAUGGCUUACAACAAAUUGACUUGGAAUGCUCCUAGCUCCCCAUCCGGCCUUGUGUCGACAGUGGUGGCUUAUGGUUUUGCCUUGUUUAUGGCUGUUUCCGUCAGUGCUAACGUCUCUGGUGGCCAUGUCAACCCUGCCGUCACUUUGUUUUGUUUCUUGGUGGAAACGUCUCUCUCUUCCGAGGUAUCCUUUACAUCAUCAUCGCUCAGCUGCUGGGCUCUGUUGUUGCUUGUCUUUUCCUCUUGUUCUCAAUUGGUGGACUGCGGUGACGGUGAUGCCUCUGUGGGCUCUCACAACGCCAGCUGUGAGGGGAAAACACAGCAGCGGAGCCGCUGCCGACUCUCAGAACACCGACUGUAA